Ipomoea nil (Japanese morning glory) is the source of this 1884-nucleotide messenger RNA. RefSeq names its product omega-3 fatty acid desaturase, chloroplastic-like. The coding region runs from base 272 to 1609 and encodes 445 amino acids. Gene Ontology annotation, biological process: lipid metabolic process. Gene Ontology annotation, molecular function: oxidoreductase activity, acting on paired donors, with oxidation of a pair of donors resulting in the reduction of molecular oxygen to two molecules of water. The transcript is spliced from 8 exons. The record is from RefSeq and is a predicted model, not a curated record. NCBI's taxonomy places the organism in Eukaryota, Viridiplantae, Streptophyta, Magnoliopsida, Solanales, Convolvulaceae.
AGACAUGGUGAGGAAGAAGACAACCAACCAACCACACAAGUUGGGGUUUCUGACGCUGCAAUUGAAGGAGAGAAUCCCUUUCCCUAGUGUUAUCUCCUCAUCCUCCUUCCUCUUAACCCCACCACAAGCCCAUUCUUGAUUGGUCAAGAUUUCGGCUUCAAUACUUACAUAUCCUGUUGUGUGGUCUUUGAGGCCACAAUUCUGUUUCUCUCUUGAAUUGGAAGAGGCCCAGAGUUCAAAGGUUCUACCUUUCUGUCCCUAACGUCCUCUAAUGGCGAGUUGGGUGUUAUCAGAAUGUGGUCUCCGACCAUUCCCCAAAAUCUACCCUAAGCCAAGAACUGGGAUGGGUUCUCUCAGUUGUGGCAGCCCCUCAAGGGUGACAGUUUCAGGAACAGAUCUGGGUUCUUGUUCGUUGAUUGGGAUUAGAGAGAGGAGCUGGGCAUUGAGGGUGAGUGCCCCGGUGAGGGUCCCCUCAGUUGGGGAGGAAGAGGAAGAAGAGAGGGAGAGAAUCAAUAGCGUCAAUGGGGGUGGGGUUGAGUUUUUUGACCCUGGAGCACCGCCGCCAUUUAAGCUGUCUGAUAUCAAAGCAGCCAUUCCUAAGCAUUGCUGGGUGAAGAACCCUUGGAAGUCCAUGAGCUUUGUGGUUAGGGAUGUUGCAAUUGUGUUUGGAUUGGCAGCUAUGGCUGCUUCUCUUAAUAACUGGAUUGUUUGGCCUCUGUAUUGGUUGGCUCAAGGAACCAUGUUCUGGGCUCUCUUUGUUCUUGGCCAUGACUGUGGCCAUGGAAGCUUUUCUAAUGACCCAAAGCUGAAUAGUGUUGCUGGCCAUCUCCUCCAUUCUUCAAUUCUUGUCCCUUACCAUGGAUGGAGAAUUAGCCAUAGGACUCAUCACCAGAACCAUGGCCAUGUUGAAAAUGAUGAAUCUUGGCACCCUCUGCCCGAGAAGAUAUUCAAUAGUCUUGACAAUGUCACGAAAAAAUUGAGGUUCACUAUACCAUUCCCACUGCUUGCAUACCCCAUCUAUCUGUGGAGUCGAAGCCCUGGGAAGAAAGGCUCUCAUUUUGAUCCAAACAGCGAUUUGUUUGUGCCAAAUGAGAAGAAAGACGUGAUUACCUCAACUGUGUGUUGGUCAGCCAUGGUUGCUAUUCUUGCUGGUUUAUCGUUCGUGAUGGGGCCUGUCCAAUUGCUCAAACUCUAUGGAGUUCCAUAUGCGAUCUUUGUUAUGUGGCUGGAUUUAGUCACCUACUUACAUCAUCAUGGACAUGAAGACAAACUCCCAUGGUAUCGUGGAAAGGAAUGGAGUUACCUUAGGGGUGGACUGACCACUCUUGAUCGCGAUUAUGGAUGGAUAAACAACAUACACCACGAUAUUGGGACCCAUGUCAUACAUCAUCUUUUCCCGCAAAUCCCUCAUUAUCACUUGAUUGAAGCUACCGAGGCUGCUAAACCGGUGCUAGGGAAGUAUUACAGAGAGCCGAAGAAAUCAUGGCCUCUUCCACUCCACCUGUUGGGAGACCUCGUGAGAAGCAUGAAGAAGGAUCACUACGUGAGUGAUACCGGGGAUGUUGUAUAUUACCAAACCGACCCCAAGCUUGCUGGAACCGAGAAGUGAGACUGUCGAUCUCUGAGGUUUCUCCUAGUUUAGUAAUGCUCGUUGGGUCUUGGCAGAUGGUUCGUUUGACUUAACUCAAUUCUCGGUGUUUUUGUGCUUGUACUACUAUUUUUGGAGGCAUUAGCGGCCAAGUCCAUUCAUUCUUACCUUAUAUGAUAUAGCUCUCUGAUCAUAAAGUUCAAGAAAUGUAUUGUGUUAUCAUUCAUGGCAGAUAUAUAAUGUAUGUAAUGAUCAUUCAGUUCAACAAAAUGAUAAGCUUUUAUUUUAUCUUAUUU